Molecule: messenger RNA, 2112 nt
Organism: Morus notabilis
Lineage: Eukaryota; Viridiplantae; Streptophyta; Magnoliopsida; Rosales; Moraceae
Exons: 11
Coding region: 49-1707 (552 amino acids)
Biological process (GO): RNA processing
Source: RefSeq, a predicted model, not a curated record
UCACUUUUUCAUUUCCGUUUCCUUUUCCCUCCUCGGACUCGUGCAGAGAUGAGCAUCGCGACCGUGCCGAGCUACGGCCUCAGGCACGUGUCCACCACCCGCCCAUGGCUGAUAAAGACUUUACGGUUCUCCUCUACUCCAUUCGCUUCUCUGGCUUCGGAGCAAGCCGAGCCAAACACGAUGCAAUCGAGUAACAACGUUAACAAGCCGACCUCGAAUUUCCCGAAGCGAGGACAGACGGUGGAGCUUGUCUGCGAGUCGCUGGCUUUCAAAGGGAAAGGUCUGUGUAAAGUCGCCGACACUGGGUUCGUCGUCAUGUGCGACCGUGCGCUCCCCGGUGAGCGCUUCAUUGGCCGCGUCACUCGCCGGAAGGGCAGCUAUGCCGAGGUGACGAAAGUAGAGACAAUAUCUCCACACUGGGACUUGGUGGAUGCCCCUUGUGAGUACGCUUCUUACUGUGGAGGGUGUAAAACGCAAAAUUUAGCUUACGAGGCGCAGCUGCGAGCCAAGGAGCAACAAGUCCGCGACUUGGUGAUUCAUGUUGGGAAGUUUUCUAAAUCGGAACUGGAAUCUCUAGAAAUUAUGAAGCCCAUUGUUCCCUGCGAUAUCCAGUUUCAUUACAGGAAUAAGAUGGAGUUUUCAUUUGGUCCUGAAAGAUGGGUCCCUAAAGAAUUAUUAGCAGAAAAAAAUGAGGGAGAUAAGAUUAAGAACUAUGCACUGGGACUGCACGCUCCUGGAUUUUUCGAUAAAGUCUUAAAUGUCAACAAGUGUUUGCUGCAAAGUGAGCCUGCCAAUAUGGUUCUUGUGGCUAUCCAAGAUUGUUGGAGAGAUGUAGAUUUAGGUCUCUCUCCUUAUAAUGUUCACUCUCAUAAAGGUUUUCUUAAGCAUCUUAUGCUGAGAACUGGAAGGAACUUGAAGACUGGUCUUCCUGAACUCAUGGUUAAUUUUGUGACCUCAUCUUACAAGCCAGAGCUGCUGAUGCCUCUUGUCGAACGAGUUUCAGCUAUCCCUGAAGUGUUCAGCGUGAUGAAUAAUGUAAAUACUUCUGUCGGUAACACUUCUGUUGGGGAGGAGGAAUAUACUUUGUAUGGAAAACCGACCAUCACAGAAACCUUACGAGGGCUUACUUUUCAGAUAUCAGCCAACUCUUUCUUCCAGACAAAUACUCGCCAGGCAGAAGUUCUUUAUAGUCUCAUAGAAGAGUGUGCUGGUCUCAGAGGAGAUGGCUCAGAGAUUGUUCUAGACCUGUUUUGUGGGACUGGCACCAUUGGUCUGACUCUUGCAAGCAGGGUCAAACAUGUUUACGGGUAUGAAGUAGUUGCUCAAGCAAUCUCAGACGCUCAUCUGAACGCUGAGCUAAAUGACAUCCGUAAUGCGACAUUCGUGCAAGGGGAUCUGAAUAAAAUUGAUGCAAGUUUCGGGAACAAUUUUCCUAGACCUGAUAUUGUGAUUUCAGAUCCAAACCGACCGGGGAUGCACAUGAAGUUGAUUAAGUUUCUCCUAAAGCUCAAGGUGCCGAGAAUAGUUUAUGUAUCGUGUAAUCCAGCAACCUGUGCACGUGACCUUGAUUAUCUUUGUCAUGGAGUGGCAGAGCAAAAUAUAAAAGGGUGUUACAAGCUGAAGAGUCUACAGCCAGUAGACAUGUUCCCACACACUCCUCAUAUCGAGUGCGUAUGUCUGUUGGAGCUCUGUGACAAUCCCAGUUGAGCUUAUGCAUCUCAUUACCAAGGAUGUGCAAAGAUUGUGAGUAAACUGCACAAUUACAGUCAUAAUGGUGACUGGAAGUAGCAGCUGGGAGUGGCGCAUGAAAAAUCGUUUAAGAUUGACACAUUUAGAGCGGCUGGGAAAGGGCAACAACUGCAGGUCUAGAGAGAUCCAAUGCCAUUGCCCCUCAUCAUCAAUUCGUGCUGCAUUUUCGGAAUUUUUCUGUUUAUUAUGAUUGAUUUCUGACCUUAAAGUGGUUGUAGAGUCUCAUUUGAUGGAAGAAGAUAAAAGAAGUGAGUUUUUUUACAUUAUAGUAUUCUAUGUCAAUGAAGCGCGUUACUGGGCUUUUCUUCAAAAAGAAAAGUUUCGGAAAGCAGUACCAACGUACAUCUUUUUUUUUUUUUAGUU